CUCCGUUUGUAGCAGAAUCUCUUUUGAAGGCCAGAAUAAAGACAGGGGAGCAGAUACAGGUGGCACCUUCUUUAGAAAGGUUGGUCUGGUUUGGUAACGAGAGUUGUAUAAAGCUUAUUAGUUUCAGGGCCAUUACAACACCCAGGACGACCACAGUCAAGGUCAUUCGUAGACAGAGUAGCUUGGUUGGAAAAAUAUUUUCAAAUAAAAUGAUUUCUUGCGAGCCAGUGAUAAUAAACUUCAUAACAUACUUUGGCACCAUAGCCGCAUUUACAAUCGUAUAUUUUGCAGAUAUACCUAAGCUACCCUUCCCUGUUCAAGGAUGCCUUUUGGAGGCAGAGAAUUCUCCAUCAUCAACAGCAGUCAAAUACCUCAUGUUGGCAUUAUGGGAUUUCCAUUUUCUUCGCCGGACGUUUGAGGUACUAUUUGUCCAUUUAUACAAUCGCAGGAUGCCAUUAAUUGAAUGCGUUGGUGCUCCAAUCUAUUACUGGGUCCUGGCACUCCUAAUUGCACAGUCAAUAAGUGGCACUGGCUUUGUCAUCACUUACAUCCCAUUGAUUGUCACAGGAGUCAUCCUAUUUUUGAUUGGGGAGUUUGGAAAUGCUUGGUGUCAUUUGCAGCUAAGAUUUUUCAGGACAAAGAAGCAAGAUAAAUCAUUUGUGUCUUUGGAGACAGGACACAUUAUGCCACAUGGGAAUAUUUUCAACUAUGUUUCCUGUCCCCAUUACAUGUUUGAGAUAAUCACAUGGCUGGGGUUUUUCAUCUUGACGUGGACACUCCCCUCAGCACUGUUGCUUUUAUUAACAAUUAUCACAUUGACAGUUUAUGGCAGGAAGAAGCACAACGCAUAUGUCAUAGAAUUUGAUGGCGAGCUUGACCGGCCUCUUUAUCCAAACACAAGGAAGGCUUUAAUUCCUUUCUUGUUUUGAGAGAGUGCUCACUAGCAUCAAACGAUGGUGGUCAUAGUCAUAUCAAUACCAAUUAACCAAAUUUUCUAGAGAUAAUUAUAUAGUAUUGUUACAAUAUGUUAGAAAGCAAUAUUUAAUAACCCUGCAUCAAGAUGAUUUAAAUUCCAACUACCUUAAAUUUAGCUAAAAGACACAGUUUAACAACAGUGCAAUUGUUUGCUAUAUCUUUAGUGACUGGCGAACUUUACAAUUACAAGAUGUUGAACAUCCAGAGUCUAUGUGCCAUAUGCAACAAAAUGUACUUGUGUCUUAAGAUUCAAUCGUUGUGUUGUCAAGAGGUACCAAUGAGUUCCAUUUCUUUAACAAGCAACAGUCUUUGUCAAGAGCUGAAAAUCAGUUGCUUGACAACCUGAGCACCUUAAACUCUCUAGGUGUUCAAUUGAGCAAUAUCAGAUAUCAUCAAUAGCCAAAUUUGGUCUUUUGAUUGUGUAAACAAGCUAAGUGCUUGAUUAAUCAAGCUCCUAGAACUCUUUAGGUGUGCGAGACUCACUUGAUGGAGCUUGAGGGCUUCUUUCAAGGCCUGACAAGCAAAAACUUUCUACCAUAAAGUCAAUCUCAUCUCAACCUUGUUCUUAAAAAACAUUAACAGAUUAUAUAGAAAACUUGUUUUUAAAAGUUGCUUUAUGGUCAUUCUUCACCUGAAUUAUAGCAAUAGUAAAUUGAGUUGAAGGGUACAUAGAUGUUGUGUCUACAAUGAGGCCCACAGGAAAAUCUUCUGGGAUCAAUGAGGAGUUUGGGAAACACCAUUUCUUUGUGCUAGAGAGCAUCCCAAAAAACAAAGCUUGAAAUUGCCAUCAUGCAAACCUCUCAGGAGAACUUUUUCAGAGAAACUCCCCAAAAUUUGUGUAGCAUUUGCCCCAAACCGUGCCCCCAAAUGACAGGGACACAUUUGCUCACAAUUUCCGUUUUCUUUUCAAAUUUUUACUGCUAUUUUAGUUAAGCGAUAAGUGUAGCCAGCCUUGAUCAUUACCAGGUUGGGUAUGAAAUUGCAGAACCGUCAAUGUGACCAACAGCACAUUAUCUCAUGUGUGGAAGCAUCUGAGAAGCAAGCAAUGAUGCCCAUAUAUACAAUACUAUAGUAUUAUACGUUAUUACUUUAGUUUAUAUACAUGAUUUCAUUGAUAUUUGGGUCACAAUGGGUUCAAGGUGUGAGUACAAGAAAUCUAGCAUAGAUGUAAGAACAUGCAAGUUUUCCAGCCUGGAAUUAUUUUCGAUUUGAAAAAAAUUGGUUGGAAAACAAAUUUCUUAUUUCAUUUCAUACUACAGCAUUUCAUCUCCCUUUUGAAAAGUAAACUUUUUCUUAUUUAUGCCCAACAGGCCUUUUUGCAAGAAAUAGCCCACACAAGUGGCCCAGCAAUUACUCUAAACAUUAUAGUAAUAAUCAAGUAUGCUAAAAGCAUCUGUAAUAUUCACAAGAACCAUAUAAUCCUGUUAUAUGGUAAUUUUGUUUAAGGUAAUAUAAAACGAAAAUGAGUGAUCUUCAAUGCACCCCAAGAGAGAUUAAAUACUGUACCCAACAUUAAUACUUCGUUUAUAAAUUCUAUGUACAUCACAUAUACACAUUGUUGCCAGAUAAUCCCAAGUGUUGUUCCAAAUCUUUUAAAAUAACACUUCAAUGCGAUGGAAAUGUUCCAUGUGCUGUUUUAGUUAAAAUACUAAGUACCUAUAGUAUUCCUAAACAUUUGCAGUGGAAUUGACUUUCAAAUGCAUUUUUUCCUUUUGAUGUGUUUCCAUAUGAGACGUGCUUCCAUAUGUUUCCUGUGUUUUGAUAUAUUAAAAACUUUGUAUGGUCUAUGUCACUUGCUUGUGUCACAAAAGAUGACUAGAAAUGUAUUUUAACUGAUGAUACAUUUAUUCCUUAUAAUUUGCCAUUCUGCAUGAGUGAUUAAAUGCUCCAAGGUUGGGUUAGCCAGAGUGCUGGGAUCAAACGAAAAGGCCUGGACAAGGCUAGAUGAAUUGAAAUUUUAUUUACUCCACAUUAAGGUUCUCGUUGUAGUGUGGAACUGACCAAGAGACACAUUUAAUUUCAACUUAACAGGUAAAGACUAAAAAGUCAAUGCAACAAUCAUGGCUUUUAAAAAAGGCAAAAUAUGAUAAUAACAUACCAGACUCCUAAGAUUCAUGCACUCAUCUCUUCUCAACCCACAUUUUGUCAUCUUUUAUGAUAUAACUGAGAAUAGGUUGUUGUAAAUCUCUCUUUUCUGUCUCUUUCUGAAGAAAAAUGUUAUAAGAAUCCUUCUCUUCACUAUUUUGUAUGCAAUAGCAAUCCUGAAACCAGUGCAAGAACAGUGAUUUGAGUGUACUGGAAUCUGGUGGAGCAGAAGCAGAACAGACCACAGAACAGGGUGGUGAUGAUGAACCAAGCCUCAUAUUGCUGGAAUAAGAAAUAAAGGAAUCUAAAUAGUAAAUAAUUUAAGGAUAUUGAUAAGAAGACUUAUCAAUAUCCUUAAAUUUCUAAUAUUAAUUUUUCCUAAAAAUUUAUUUAGCAUCAAUCAAAACAUUGUGAUCAUUUCUUCCAGAGCUUUUGCUAGGGAAAUACAACAAAUUAUUUUUCAAGAAACCUUCAGUAAAUGAAAUGCAUGGCUUUAAGAGAAUGUAAAUGUCUUAUAUCAAAACUAUUCUUUGCUCAAGACCAGUGGUAAAAACAGGAAAAAUUUGCAACAGCUAGAAAUUCUGCUGAAUUAUAGCCCUUUUAUGACUCCAAAUACAAUAUCUUUUGAAUAUCCACUUAUAAGAAGUUGGACCUUCAGUAUCAAAUAUCAAACUAAUUUCUUAACUAACUAAAAAAAAUCACACAAAGAUAUCAUAAAUAUACAUUAAAGGUUAACUACACAGAAUUGCUACAAUUCUCUUUCUUAAAUUUGAUUUGAUUCUCUUUUUAUUAUUUUGUAUCUAAACAAUCAUAAUGUGAUGGUUCAAAACCGAAAUUCUAAAAGAAAUCAAGUUGUGCCCAAAAUUAAAGAGGCCAUUAUAUUUCAACAAAACAGUUUUCUUGAAAUUUUAAAUCUUUUUCAACCAUCUCUAUUAUCAGUGACUUCUUCUACAGACCAAAUUCUACCCUCCCAGGAUGGUUUAGAUAGCAAUAAAUAGUGAAAUUUUAUUUUUCAACUAACUUCUAAUUGUGUUUGUGGGCUUUUUCUUAUUUCCUGAUGUGUUUUUUUUACAUUUUCAGGACCCAUAGGCAAAUACCAUCCACCAGAGAAAAGUACCUCAUAUUUCGAAAAUUUCAUCAACCUGUUAACAUUCUCAUCGCCAAAAGUUUUCAUCAAAUAACAAAUUGUUAAAUUUCUCAACCUACCCUUAUUAUUCUACUAAAUCUAUCUUUACUUGGAUAAGUCCUUUUGAUGGAGUCUUUCUGAGGUUGAAAAUAAAACUCCAAAGAGCAAACUCCUUAAGUCUGAAGCAAUAAUGUCUGUCAAUGGAUAAACUGGAAAGCAAAAAAACAUUAACAAUAUACACUAAUAUUGUGCUGUUAAUGAAAAUUUACAAGUUUUGUGAAUUCAAUUAAAUUCAAAUUGUAAAUUGAAUUCAAAAUACCCAUUGGUUUCCUACCUGAGUUUUCCAAAAAACGCACAUGCAUCUAGAAGAAAUGCAAAUAUCUUUGACACUACUGCUAACUCGUUGCAUUUUUGAGAAUCUUGGUAGAAAUAAUUGAUAUUGUCCACAACAAUCAGGGUUCUUGCAUCUUUGUAUUUGAUAUGGACAGAAGCCAUGAAUGCCAAGAAUUCAUUUUUACUUCCAAUAUAUACUAUCUGGAUUCUAUUGAGUAUCGGAGCAUUUGGUUUUUGGCGGCUUUCAAAAAGCACUGGUAGCUUGGUUAUUUUCUCAGGGGAGACAAAAAUAACUGAAUGUCCAAGACUUGCAUAGUGAAAGGCAACCUAGAGUUGAAAAUAUUAUCAUAAUUAGAAAAUAAUUCAAAAGAAUAACAAAAAUGUAGCUCUUUUAACAGCAGGAAAGAAAUAAAAAAGAAAAUGCUCUUAACUGACAUAAAAAGUGGAUAAGAGCAAAGAAAAAUUGAUCAAAAAAUAAAAUUGAAUAAAAUAGCAGGUAGUAAGGCAUGUCUAAAAUGGCAUUUCAAAUGAUUUUAGUGGAACUUGUUGCUGUGUAUAAAUUUCAAUUUAUGGAGGCCAGAGACCUUUCCGGAGCCAUUCAUUUGGCUUCCAGAAAUUUCUUACUAUGUCCUGUCUGCAAUCAUGACCUCGAUCAUGACUUGAAACUUUGCUGUCUUGCCAGACAUUACCAGCAUACUUCUUAGUGCAAACUGCAAUUUCAACUGUGCAAACUUAAUAUAGUGAUAUUUUGCUGUGGCUGCGUGCAAUAUUGAAACCUAAUUCUAAUUAUCUAAUGCAAUGAAACUCUUAUUAAUCUUCUCCUUGAUUGAUGUCAUUUAUUUUGUCAUUUGGUUUAGUUUUUGGUUAGUAAUUUUUAUUCACUUUUGCCGUUCAUACGCAGAUUGAAAUGAUCAAAUAAGUUUAUCAUGUCCUAGCCUAUAUAUAGAUAUAUAAUCAAAAUGCAUGGAUGAAAAAACGACCUCGAAUAGAAUCGAUGUUCUUCCGGAAGACGAGGGACCAUAAAUAAAGACUCUCCGUUGCUCCUUGAAACUCACAUCCGUCGAGCUUAGUCCAUCACUUAAAUCCGAAUAUUCUGUUGAAGAUGCUUCCCUUGUUUCAAGUAUCGCCCUAAAGAAGUCCAUACUAGAUAUGUUUGCUACAUCUAAACGUAUUUUGAUGGCCAAAUUGCAAUUUACGAUUUCCCGCCAAAAUUCUCCA
Molecule: messenger RNA, 5737 nt
Organism: Rhopilema esculentum
Lineage: Eukaryota; Metazoa; Cnidaria; Scyphozoa; Rhizostomeae; Rhizostomatidae
Source: RefSeq, a predicted model, not a curated record